Messenger RNA from Saccostrea echinata, 3395 nucleotides. Its product is annotated as phosphopentomutase-like. The transcript has 19 exons. The coding region runs from base 121 to 1929 and encodes 602 amino acids. Lineage: Eukaryota; Metazoa; Mollusca; Bivalvia; Ostreida; Ostreidae. Gene Ontology annotation, biological process: carbohydrate metabolic process; purine ribonucleoside salvage. The record is from RefSeq and is a predicted model, not a curated record. Gene Ontology annotation, molecular function: magnesium ion binding; phosphopentomutase activity.
GUUUGGGUUUCAUUGAGAGCUGACCUUGAUUUUUUGUAUUGAUUACCACUUACUACCGACCUUCAAAGGACGCUAUAAAGGUUUUUUAUUUAUUAGUUGGAGAGUAGUUAAUCAUCCAUUAUGGCAGGGCCGACAACAGGUGAUGAUGAAGUGGACAGUAAAUUACAGGAAUGGCUAAAAUUAGAUCGGAAUGAAAUCACUAGAGCAGAGAUACAGAAGUUAGCUGACAGUGGAGACAUAAAAGGACUUAGAAAGCUUUUGUUAGAGAGGAUGGAAUUUGGAACAGCAGGUUUAAGAGCACGUAUGGGAACAGGAUUUUCCCAGAUGAAUGAUGUGACAAUCAUACAAACUUCUCAGGGUCUAAGUAAAUAUUUGCUAAAGACUUGUCCUGAUGUAAAGAAAAAUGGUGUUGUCAUUGGAUACGACGGAAGACACAACAGUCAAAGAUUUGCAUCUCUAGCUGCAACAGUUCUGAUCAAUGAUGAAAUUCCUGUCUACCUCUUCUCUUCCAUCUGUCCAACUCCCUAUGUUCCCUACUCUGUACUUCACUAUAAAACUGAAUGUGGCAUUAUGGUGACAGCCUCCCACAAUCCAAAGGAUGACAAUGGUUAUAAAGUCUACUGGGGAAAUGGGGCUCAGAUCAUUUCACCUAUUGACAAAGGGAUAGCUGAGUCCAUUCUUCAAAACCUGGAGAUCCUGGAUUCAUCUUGGGAUUACACCUCUGUUAGAUCCUCCCCUCUGUGUAAGGAUCCCUUGGCCACCAUAUUAGAUGCUUACAACAGGGAUCUGUGUACCUUAUGUUACUUCAAAGAGAAAAACCAGUGUAGUCCAAUCAAAUUCACUUACACUGCUAUGCAUGGUGUGGGGUAUGAAUACUUCAAGAGAGCUUGUCAGAGCUUUGGAUUUAAGGAACCAAUCGCAGCUCAAGAGCAGAUUAAACCAGAUCCUGAGUUCCCUACAGUGAAGUACCCCAACCCUGAAGAAGGGGAAGGAGCAUUACUGAUUGCAAUGAAAACAGCUGAUCAAAACAACAGUCCAGUCAUACUGGCCAAUGAUCCUGAUGCUGACCGGCUGGCCAUAGCAGAGAAACUUCCAGAUGGAAACUGGCACAUCUUCUCAGGGAAUGAAACAGGUGCUCUCUUAGGCUGGUGGAGCUGGUUUUCCUUUGUACAGAGAUAUCCAGAAUACCCAGUAAGUGACCUGUAUAUGUUUGCCAGUACUGUAUCCUCAAAAAUUCUCCAAACGAUUGGAAACAAGGAGGGAUUCAACUUUGAGGAAACUUUGACUGGAUUCAAGUGGAUGGGAAAUCUGGCAAGUGACUUACUAAAAGAGGGCAAAAAGGUCUUAUUUGCUUUUGAAGAAGCUAUUGGGUUUAUGUGUGGUACAAAUGUCCUUGACAAGGAUGGAAUCUCAGCAGCAAUGGUGAUGUCAGAACUGGCCACUUACCUGUACAACAAUAACACAACAUUACAUAAGAAGUUGGAUGAAAUAUAUAAAACGUAUGGUUACCACCUCUCUAACAACUCUUACUUUAUAUGCCAUGAAGCUGAAAAGAUCAAACAAAUGUUUGAGGAAAUAAGAAACUAUAACAACACGGGAAAGUACCCAGAAUCCUGUGGUCCUUACAAAAUCAAAUACAUCCGAGACUUAACUGUGGGUUACGACAACAGUAAACAAGACUCCAAACCAGUUUUGCCUGUAAGUAAAUCUAGUCAGAUGAUCACAUUUACGUUUGAAAAUGGAUGUGUUGCCACAUUAAGAACCAGUGGAACAGAACCAAAGAUUAAAUACUACACAGAAGUUAAACCAGAUCCCAAACAAGGAAUGGAUAGACAACAGGCUCAGAAAGAAUUAGAUGACAUUGUCCAGUGCAUCAUAACUCAUUUCUACCAGCCUGAAAAGUUUGGUUUUAUGCCCAGACCAACAUGAAAACUUAACCUAGAUACAUCUGAGUUGUCAUCCUUGAUAGUUGUUGACAUAGCUGGUAUCAUAUUGGUGACGUGUAAGACUAUGUAGGAUUUUGGCCCAUUUUUCUAUUCAGUCAUAUUUUGACAGUUUUAAUAUUGUUGAUUUGCUAGACAGAAGGGAUUGUUGACUCACACGAUGUAUCUAUACAAUAUUAUUUUGUUAAAGGUGAUUGUUUAAACCAUUUUGUCCUUAGAAUUUUUUAUGGUAGUCUUCGAAUGUUAGAGAGCGUUCCUUAAUGAAAGUUACCACAAGAAGUGAAAUACUUCUUCCUUAUUUUACCUGAAUAGAGGCAUGUAAUAAAUUGGAAUCUUACAUGUUUGUGGUUGAUAUAUACAGAUGCAUAAGGAAUCUCUCAGAAUUAUUAAAUUUUUUAUAAUAAACACACAUACUUUAACUGGUAUAUACUUAUUUCUUUUUGUUUAGUAUUUAUUGACAGUUUUAUUGCGGAUAUAUUCAUGUUUAUAACCCAACUGACAAGUUAUUAUAAUUACGAGGUGGAUAUAAAUUAACCAGAUUAUAUAAUCAAUUUGCAAUCUUAUUUGAUUUAUUAUCUACAAGUACAUGUAUCAUUUUAUAUCUUUGUUUGAAUGUAACGCAUAAUGAAAAAUGACAUUCCAUCUUACUUUGGUAGAUGUACAACUAAUUUUAUCCAAGUAAUAAUGCAACAGUUGAUAUGAUGAAUGCUAUAUGAUUUUUUUAAGCAAGAAAUUGCUUUCCAAGUAUAUAGCAUUAUAUGUUUUGAGGCUAUAUGAGUGGAAUCUUGUAUCCUGUAUUUGAUUUACCUCACUGUAAUUCCAAAGAGUUAAAAAAAUAUUCAGAUAUAUUCAGCAUUAGAUUUGAGUUGUACUGUUAUUUAUUGGUACGAAUGAUGUGAUUAUGUCUGUCUGCUACAUCAUAUAUGGAAAAUGUAUGUUUACUUUAUUGUUAUCAUUGCUAGUUACACAAAACCAAACAUGUCAAAACCUACAAUGCCUGUACCUUUUUUAUUGGAUUAAAAAUUAAAUGAUCAAUAAAAGAAGUGAAUGCUUCUAAAGAUACAACUCCUUAUUUAAGCAAUUUUUUACGUUGAUGUCUGUGUAAUAGAUUUUGUUUGGCCAAUUUAAAAAAUCUUUAAAAAUUUCAACCUGUAAUUCUCAUUAAUUUUUUGAGUUUAAGGAAUCUCUAAUCACCAAUGAAAAAUGUUUUUUGAUCACUCUAAGAGUAUAAAAUGACCUUGGAAUUAAGGACAUCUUCAUUGAGCAGUGUUUAGAACUUCCUUAAUUGAUAAUUUUUCAUUAAAAAUGCUUAAAAAGGCAUAAUUUGUGCACUCAUUCUAAAACUGAAAUGAAUCUCAGAUCCCCAAAAAGUGUAAAGUAACCAAAUGGCUUUCUUGAUUAGUAAUACCAGUGUUCUACAUCAAUUACAAUGAUUAAACAAUCAAUAUUCUG